Molecule: messenger RNA, 801 nt
Organism: Emiliania huxleyi CCMP1516
Lineage: Eukaryota; Haptophyta; Isochrysidales; Noelaerhabdaceae
Exons: 6
Coding region: 1-801 (266 amino acids)
Source: RefSeq, a predicted model, not a curated record
AUGCGCCCUGAUGGACUCCACCACACGAAGAUGGUGUCGGCGAUGUUCCUGACGGCGAUACAGCGCAGGCACGGGCUCUACUUGUCGGGCGACUUCCUCGCCAACUCCAACAAGGGCGACCGCACCUCCAAGCACAACAGGGUGCUAAGGGCCGCCCAGAAUGCCGUCCGGGCGCGCUCGGUUGGCAGCAUCAUCCUCGGGGACAAGGAAAAGCCCGAGGUGACGCGGCACCUCAACGACACGUCCGUGACUGACAUCUGCGAGAUCAGCGGCGACUUCGCCACGAUGCGGGACGUGCACUACGAGGUCAAGUGCUGGAACAUCAAGUCGACGACGUCGGCGAGGGGCUCGUGGGGCAAUGGUGGCAAUGUGGCGUCGGUGGACGGACCGCUCGACCACUCGACUGGAAAGGGAUGGGUCAAGGACCACGCGUACAUGUAUGGAAAGGGGUGGGUCAAGACGGAUACGGGCUGGAAGUGGAUGGGGGCGCAGUACUACGACGCGAAGUGGGUCAAGAAGGCCAUAACGCGGCUGGUGCUCGUGGAAACUUUGGGAGGCAUUGCGCCGCCCACCAAGCAGUUCCUCCACGUGUUCGCCAAGGAGGCGGCGGGCACCAACACGGACCCCGGACGCGCCUCCUCCUUCGUCGUCCACCACACGCAGCAGAUCUCCAAGGCGGCGGUGGCGGGCGACGCCGAGAACAUCAACAAGCAGGCGCGCAAUACGCUCCCCACACUCGCUGUCGUGGGAUCGCUUGUCAUCGAUUUUCAGCCGGAAUAUAAAGAAUAUUCGAGAAUAUAG